Acanthopagrus latus (yellowfin seabream) is the source of this 3621-nucleotide messenger RNA. It is a transcript of the gene hif1aa, whose product is annotated as hypoxia inducible factor 1 subunit alpha a. Gene Ontology annotation, cellular component: transcription regulator complex; cytoplasm; nucleus. The record is from RefSeq and is a predicted model, not a curated record. Gene Ontology annotation, molecular function: protein dimerization activity; DNA-binding transcription factor activity, RNA polymerase II-specific; RNA polymerase II transcription regulatory region sequence-specific DNA binding. Gene Ontology annotation, biological process: regulation of transcription by RNA polymerase II; cellular response to hypoxia. The transcript is spliced from 15 exons. The coding region runs from base 306 to 2564 and encodes 752 amino acids. Lineage: Eukaryota; Metazoa; Chordata; Actinopteri; Spariformes; Sparidae.
AGAGAGGGGAGGGGGGGGAGUGCUCCCGUGGCUCCGGUGCAACAUUGUCUCGACAAGUAGCUAACCUCUCUCUCCAGCGUGGCACUGUCUUUGAUCGAGAGUAGACGUGUGGGCUGCGCGUUUAACUGAGGAAAAGCUCGACUUCUUUGACGAAAUAUACACCGUGAGAACUCGUAUGCAACCCGCCUGAGGAUUUACGGAUUUAUCGCAGAGAAAAAUCGUGGGAUUUGGGUUCAUUUCUCGACGGGCCCGGAUACAGCUUGAUAACCCAUAGAGAGACUCAACUCAGGUCCUUUCGUCCUGACAUGGACACAGGAAUUGUACCAGAAAAGAAAAGGGUGAGCUCGGAGCGGAGGAAGGAGAAGUCAAGGGAUGCUGCACGAUGCCGACGUGGGAAGGAGUCAGAGGUGUUUUACGAGCUGGCCCAGGAGCUCCCCCUGCCCCACAGUGUCAGCUCCAGCCUGGACAAGGCCUCGAUAAUGAGGCUCACCAUCAGCUACCUGCGCAUGAGGAAACUGCUCAGUACCGAUGAGCCAAUGGCAGAGGAAGAAAAAGAACUUGAUUUACAGCUAAACAGCUCCUACCUAAAAGCUUUGGACGGCUUUCUCAUGGUGCUCUCUGAAGACGGAGAUAUGAUCUAUCUCUCUGAGAACAUCAACAAGUGCCUCGGGCUGGCACAGUUUGACCUGACCGGACACAGUGUGUUUGACUUCAUCCAUCCCUGUGACCAGGAGGAGCUGAGGGAGAUGCUGGUCCAUAGAACAGGCUCCAAAAAGGCCAAGGAGACAAACACAGAGCGCAGCUUCUUCCUCAGAAUGAAGUGCACUCUCACAAGCAGGGGCCGCACCGUCAAUGUCAAAUCAGCUACAUGGAAGGUCCUCCACUGCUCAGGUCAUGUCCGUGUAUAUGAAAGCCACACUGAGGAGACUCCAAAUGGGCAAAAGGAGCCACCUGUUCCCUACCUGGUUCUGAUCUGUGACCCCAUCCAACACCCCUCCAACAUUGAGGUCCCUCUGGACACCAAAACCUUUCUCAGCCGCCACACGAUGGACAUGAAGUUCACAUAUUGUGACGAGAGGAUCACUGAGCUCAUGGGUUAUGAUCCAGAGGACCUUUUGAAUCGUUCUGUGUAUGAGUACUACCAUGCUCAGGACUCGGACCAUCUCACCAAGACUCACCACAACUUGUUUGCAAAGGGCCAGGUCUGCACAGGACAGUACAGGAUGUUGGCCAAGAGAGGAGGUUUUGUGUGGGUGGAAACACAAGCCACUGUCAUCUACAACAACAAGAACUCCCAGCCACAGUGUGUUGUCUGUGUCAACUUUGUGCUCAGCGGCAUCCAGGAGGAGAAACUGAUCUUGUCUUUGGAGCAGACAGAGGAUGUGAAGCCAAUAAAGGAAGAGCUGCAGCAGGAGGAAGAGGAGGUCGUAGUCGACAUCAGCCAGCCAGAGCCGUCUCCGACCUUGCUGAAGGAGGAGGUGGAGGAGAAGUUGCCAGAGGUGGAUGUGAUCAAACUGUUCACUCUGUCGUCAAAGGCACAGUCGCUGAGCCUGUACGACCAACUGAAGGAGGAGCCCGAAGCCCUCACCCUGCUGGCUCCCGCUGCCGGAGACACCAUCAUCUCCCUAGACUUCAGUUGUCCUGAUUCAGAGAUCCAGCUGCUGCAGGAUGUUCCUCUCUACAAUGAUGUAAUGCUUCCAUCUACCAGUGACAAGCUGGUCCUGCCUCUUUCCCCUCUGCCUCCCAGCGAGCCUCUCCACGUCACCACCACCACAUCUGAGGAUGUAAAAACUGAGCACUAUCCUCCAGCCACAUGCACAUCACUGGCGGGCUCCUCAGAGGCUGACAGUCCGCUGGACUUCUGUUUCCCCAUGGACUCUGAGAUGAGCUCAGAUUUCAAACUUGACUUGGUGGAGAAACUCUUUGCCAUCGAUACAGAGCCCAAGAACCCCUUCACCACACAGGCAAUGGAAGAUCUGGAGAUGCUGGCUCCAUACAUCCCCAUGGAUGAUGACUUCCAGCUUCGCAGUCUGCCCCCAGAUGAGCCUCUAACUUGUGGACCAGUCACAUCCCUUCAGAAUUCUCCAGUCCGUGUCAAACAGGACAUCCCCAGCUAUUCCAGCUCUCCAUUCAGCUCACCAGGCAGUCGCACAGCUUCCCCAGCACCACCUGAGCCAGUAAAAGCCCCUCAUCUUGCCACCAUCCUUGCUAAGAGAACCACACAGCUGGACAAAGAAAUGUCACUCGGGACCCUGGCAGCUCUGAACACACAGCGCAAAAGAAAACUGUGUGACAUAAAAGAGAUGAUUGGACUUGGAACUCUGCACCAGAGCCAACAGGAGCAGGGCAAAAAGCUGAAGCCCUCAGAGUCAGGAACAACCAGGACCAUACUGCCUUCAGAUCUGGCAAGUCGUCUUCUGGGCAGCACGUCAGAGGGCACCAGCUCCCUCUUCUCCCUGCCUCAGCUCACACGCGACGACUGCGAGGUCAACGCCCCCUUACAGGGUCGCCAGUACCUGCUGCAGGGGGAGGAGCUCCUGCGUGCUCUGGACCACAUCAAUUGAGUCAAUGCUUAGCCUGCUCACUGCUGAACUAGACUGGACACUACAAUUUCUCCCUCUCCAAGAGCCCCCAACCACCCUACCCCACCCUUACUACCCCCUUAUUUAUGUAUCCGUAUGAGUUUGACUAUAGUUUGGCUGCCGUUUGUGCACAUCAUGUGAUAUCUGCAUCAUUCCGCCGUGACAAACGCCGUAGCAGCGUCUGGUUUUUUGGUGCAAGGGAUUCAGGCAUCAUGAGAUGUCCAAUUGUUGUUUUCUUUUUUUCCGUUUUGUUUUUUCUCUCUUUUCCGGGGAGUCUCUCAGCACACAGCGCCUCGACAGAUGACCCUUUUCCAGCAGGUCACCAAGGAAACCUGGCGCUACUGCCAGCAGUGUAUUGUAAGCUUCAGUCGCACAAUUUAUAUUUUCUUAAAAAGAAAAAUAUUACCAGCAAUAUAUAUUAAGCCUUUUUAAAGUCGUUUUAAUGGGAUCUGAACAAUUUUAUUUUUCCUCCCAUACUUGUAUGUUGUAGUACUCGUACCUAACAAGAUGUCUUUAGUCCAGAAUUAUGAACAUGUUGUUUAAACCUUAGGUGGUUUGAAUGUUAUCUUCAUUAAUAGCUGUCAGUCUUUGAGGUAAAUGCAUUUAAUUGUGUAGCAGGUCCAGUACAUGUCACUUUAUUACUUUACUGUAAGUGUGUGUUACUGUACAUAUACCAGGGAAAUUUUAAUUUACUCAUUAUGGCUCCACUGCUUUGACUCUAAAAAUUAAAUGAGUCUUCAGUUUCUUUAUUUGCUUCUCAUCGUGGAGGAUUGGCAUUUUCUCUUUAAACAUGAAACAAAUUCAUGUUUUUGGUUUUUACUGUGCGUGACACACUCGGAAGAGUCUGUUUUAAAAUAAGUGGGAUCUCAACAAUUCAUAUUUUACCUGUGUGAUCAUUGUCAUCAUAGUAGCCUUUGUGAGUUGUCAAACUUGUUUGCUCAGUUAAUGGUAGUCAGUUUAAUACCAUUGAUCCAUGCCAUAUUGUUGGGUCUCUCAUGCUUCUUGUUGCUGUCUAACAUUAAAUGGCUUUAAUAAAGUA